Messenger RNA from Cynocephalus volans (Philippine flying lemur), 1752 nucleotides. RefSeq names its product transcription factor SOX-17. Bases 185 to 1411 code for a protein of 408 amino acids. Gene Ontology annotation, biological process: positive regulation of transcription by RNA polymerase II; anatomical structure morphogenesis; angiogenesis. Gene Ontology annotation, molecular function: RNA polymerase II cis-regulatory region sequence-specific DNA binding; DNA-binding transcription activator activity, RNA polymerase II-specific. Lineage: Eukaryota; Metazoa; Chordata; Mammalia; Dermoptera; Cynocephalidae. The transcript has 2 exons. The record is from RefSeq and is a predicted model, not a curated record.
CGGCCGGGGGCGCUGGCUACGCUGUGGGCUAGGACUGGACAGGAACGCGACCAGCGGGGUCGAGCCCAGAGACCCGCGCAGCCGUCUACCAUCUUCCUGCCUCGUCCCCACCCCCUCCCCCCGGGCCGGGGGAGGCGGCGUGUCCGGCGGAGGGUUCCGAGGCGCGGGGCAGGCCUGGAGCGCCAUGAGCAGCCCGGAUGCGGGAUACGCCAGUGACGACCAGAGCCAGCCCCGGAGCGCGCUGCCCGCGGUGAUGGCCGGCCUGGGCCCCUGCCCCUGGGCCGAGUCUCUGAGCCCCCUUGGGGACAUGAAGGUGAAGGGCGAGGCGGCGGCGAGCAGCGGAGCGCCGGCCGGGGCCGCAGGCCGAGCCAAGGGCGAGUCACGGAUCCGGCGACCGAUGAACGCCUUCAUGGUGUGGGCUAAGGACGAGCGCAAGCGGCUGGCGCAGCAGAACCCGGACCUGCACAACGCUGAGCUGAGCAAGAUGCUGGGCAAGUCGUGGAAGGCGCUGACGCUGGCGGAGAAGCGGCCCUUCGUGGAGGAGGCGGAGCGGCUGCGCGUGCAGCACAUGCAGGACCACCCCAACUACAAGUACCGGCCGCGGCGGCGCAAGCAGGUGAAACGGCUGAAGCGGGUGGAGGGCGGCUUUCUGCACGGCCUCGCCGAGCCGCAGGCGGCCGCGCUGGGUCCCGAGGGCGGCCGCGUGGCCAUGGACGGCCUGGGCCUGCCCUUCCCCGAGCAGAGCUUCCCCGCCGGUCCGCCGCUGCUGCCCCCGCACAUGGGCGGCCACUACCGCGACUGCCAGGGCCUGGGCGCGCCCCCGCUCGACGGCUACCCGCUGCCCACGCCCGACACGUCCCCGCUGGACGGCGUGGAGCCAGACCCGGCCUUCUUCGCCGCCCCGCUGCCCGGGGACUGCCCGGCGGCCGCCACCUACGGCUACGCGCAAGUCUCGGACUACGCGGGGCCCUCGGAGCCGCCCGCCGGCCCCAUGCACGCCCGGCUCGGCCCCGAGUCCGCGGGCCCCGCGAUGCCGGGCCUGCUGGCGCCCCCCAGCGCCCUGCACAUGUACUACGGCGCGAUGGGCUCGGCCGGGGCGGGCGGCGGGCGCGGCUUCCACGUGCAGCCGCCGCCGCAGCAGCACCCGCCGGGCCCGGGGCAGCCGUCGCCUCCUCCCGAGGCGCUGCCCUGCCGGGACGCCGCGGACCCCGGCCAGCCCGCCGAGCUCCUCGGGGAGAUGGACCGCACGGAAUUUGAACAGUACCUGCACUUCGUGUGCAAGCCCGAGAUGGGUCUCCCCUACCAGGGACAUGACUCUGGUGUGAAUCUCCCGGACAGCCACGGGGCCAUUUCCUCGGUGGUGUCCGAUGCCAGUUCUGCGGUAUAUUACUGCAACUAUCCUGACGUCUGACAGGUCCACGAUCAGCCCCAGCCUGCAGGCUAGAAGCAGUGUUACACACUUCUGGAGGAGCGAAAGAAAGCCUCAGCAUCAUGUUUUGUUUUGUUUUUGAGUUGCCUCGACAUAUAAUUUAUGGUAAUUUAUUUUGUCUGCCACUUGAACAGUUGGGGGCGGGGGGAACGUGUGGUUUAAGAUUUGUUCAGAAACUUGUUUCCCAAGUUGCGCCGUCAGAACCCCUUUUUCAAGUUACCCAGUUUUGACUGUGUCCCAGAAGAGCUUACUCAUUUCGUGAAAAUUUAUUGAUCAAAGAAAUUUUGUCGCGGGUGUGUUUUUUCAACCUUUAAAAAAAUAAA